Messenger RNA from Danaus plexippus (monarch butterfly), 3427 nucleotides. Its product is annotated as synaptic vesicle membrane protein VAT-1 homolog-like. The record is from RefSeq and is a predicted model, not a curated record. Bases 119 to 1504 code for a protein of 461 amino acids. The transcript is spliced from 9 exons. NCBI's taxonomy places the organism in Eukaryota, Metazoa, Arthropoda, Insecta, Lepidoptera, Nymphalidae. Gene Ontology annotation, molecular function: oxidoreductase activity; zinc ion binding.
CCACCACUCAUUCGUUUCGCGACGCGUCGUCUCGCCGGCCGGCUUCCGUCUGAUUCGAUCGGGUUCAUUCUCAUCGCGUUUCUCCUAUUGCUCGAUCGUCUCCUCGCUCAUAUCAAACAUGACGGAAAGCACUGACGCCCCCGCGGCCGCGGCGCCCGAGAAGACCCCCACCGAGAACGGGACCACCGAAACCCCGCCAGAGGAGACCCCGGAAAAGGCUACCGAAGAAAAAGAAAAGGAGACACCCCCGCCGAAGGAGAUGCGCGCUGUUGUACUCACCGGCUUCGGUGGUCUUAAAACGGUCAAGAUUUUAAAGAAACCUGAGCCUACGGUGGGCGAGGGAGAGGUCCUUAUCCGCGUUAAGGCAUGCGGCCUGAACUUCCAAGACCUGAUCGUUCGUCAGGGAGCUAUUGAUUCUCCUCCCAAGACGCCGUUCAUCCUAGGCUUUGAGUGCGCAGGAGAGAUCGAACAAGUCGGAGAAGGAGUAACCGAUUUUAAGGUUGGAGAUCAAGUGGUAGCUCUGCCGGAGUACAAGGCCUGGGCUGAGCUGGUGGCUGUACCCGCCCAGUAUGUGUACGUGUUACCCGAGGGUAUGUCGGCCUUGGACGCUGUCGCCAUCACCACCAACUACGUGGUUGCCUACCUACUGCUCUUCGAAAUGGCCAAUCUGACACCCGGCAAGAGCCUACUCGUUCACUCCGCUGGGGGUGGCGUUGGCCAGGCGGUGGCUCAGUUAGCGAAGACGGUUGAAAACGUGACCGUAUACGGCGUCUGCUCCAAGAGCAAGCACGAGGCUCUCAAGGCCAACAACAACAACAUCGACCACCUGCUGGAGAGAGGCAGCGACUACACAAGCGAAGUCAGGAAGUCAUCCCCUGAUGGCGUGGACAUUGUUCUUGAUUGUCUGUGCGGCGAGGAGUGCAACCGCGGCUACUCCCUCCUCAAGCCCAUGGGACGCUACAUUCUUUAUGGCUCAUCCAACAUCGUGACCGGCGAGACUAAGAGCUUCUUCAGCGCGGCGCGUGCUUGGUGGCAGGUGGACAAGGUGUCUCCUAUCAAGUUGUUCGAUGAGAACAAGAGCCUCGCGGGCUUGAACCUGCGGCACCUGCUGUUCCAGCACGCCCGGGGCGACACCGUCCGCCGCGCCGUGGACAGAGUGUUCGCGCUCUGGAAGCAGGGCCAGGUCAAGCCCCUGGUCGACUCCACCUGGGCCCUGGAAGACGUCGGUGAGGCUAUGCAGAAGAUGCACGACCGCAAGAACAUCGGCAAGCUGGUCCUAGAUCCUUCCUUGGAGCCGAAGCCGAAGCCGGCGACACCGGCCAAGGGGAAAUCCGGAAAGGAGAAGAAACCAGCCAAGGAGAGCUCCGAGGAGAAGAAGGACAAGGAGUCCAAGGAAGAAGAGAAGAAGAACGAGAACGGUGACAAGAACGGUGAGGAGGUCACUAACGGUAGUGACGAAGAGUCGAAGGAAAAGGAGAAAGAGAAGGAGAAGGAAUCUAGCUGAAUGGUUUCCCCGGAGACCUGGACCUCUAAGACCACCGUCAACUGAUUAUUUUAUAAUAUAUUCUGACCGCCUCGUCUCGGCGUCUCGCUGUGUUGCCUCGUUAAUUUACUUCGUUCAUAAGUCUGAGUGGUCCGCCGCCGCGCGUCGGACGCGACCACGUUUACUUUAGUUUAUAUAUUAUCAUUAUUUUUUUUACAUCUAUCAUCACAUAUUAUAGUGUUAUUUACGAGCGUAUUUUUUUAAUGAUUACAAUUUUUUUUAAUGCAUUAUUUUAUUAUAUUUUUUUUAAUCUGGCCUAAUUUAAGUUUCCGAACUGUCGAGUCUUAUAGUUUAAUGUUAAGACUAUUUUAGGAUGAGAUAUUUUAGUCUGCGGUUAUUUUGAAUGGCUAUUGUAUAUCUAAGGUGCAGAGAUGCUUAAUCUUUAUGUAUGUUAAGCUUUAAUAUUUUAUUAGUAAAUGUUUAAAAUUUUCGGCCCCGGAGACCCACACCCGCCCUCCCGUCGCGGGUCACUCACUCACUCGAUCGAUCAUUCACUCACUCUUUCGCCGCACUUUUGGUAAUACAAACGAAACCCUUUGUGUGAUAUUUUGUAAUAGGCAUGCUAGAUUUUUUACGAUGCCUUUAUAUAUUAUUUUUACUUUGAGCUUAAAAGUCAGUUGAGUGUUUUAUAAUUAUAUUUUUUAUACUUAGACGUUUUGUACAUUAUUUUCUAGUUAAGAAAAAUAACAAAAAAAAAAUUAAAUAAAUAUGUUCUUCAGCUGUCUACAGCGUCGGUAAAUUCUCGAUCGGACGAAAGUUUUUUCUCAAAUUUGAUAUGAGGUCAUAUUUUUAUAGAAACUAAACUAAACUCGGAUCUCUGGUGACACGAACCUAUCUUUACACUCUUUUAUCACAUAUCUAAACACACCUUAACACUGUAUAUUAGAUUAACGUUUUGAUAACAAUAUUCACAUAGUUUUCUUUAUACCUAGCAUAUAUUAAAGGACCCUUGAGUUUUAAUGUUGUAAGUGACUAUCCGCCAUAUUAUGUACAGUGUGGAUAUAGCCUAUGUAUAACGUACCCAGUACUAAUGAACAUUGUAUCUGUAUUACAUAUCAAGAGCAUAUUGUCAUAUAUAUCUGAAAGGCUGAAGUAGUCCGGCAGUACCGGAAUAAAACGAGGCUCUGGUUUCCGUAUAAUUGCAUACGAUCAGCUCAAUAAAUACCUGCCAUUGUCGACGCUGACGCAAACAUGUUCGAUGUGACGCGGAAACUGACAUGUAGAAUAUUUUAUACGUUUUUACCUUUCCAAUUUUUCGAUAAUGUUUUGCACGAGCAUAAUUUGCGUUGGCGCGUAAUUUGAUGUCCGACCUUCGUAUCACUAAAAGUGUUUAGUCGAUUGCCGCUGAGACUCCCGCGUGUAGUGUGCUCGCGGCGCCGUGUCCGUGUCGCUUGUAAGUUGUAUCACAGUGGCUUGGUGCUAGUUUAUUGUACGCGGACACAGCUCGCUUCAGUGUUCUCGGACCAAUAUCUUAAUGCUUAGUCUUCAUCGAUAUCUUUGUCGCUUUAUGUGUCAAAUAUGUGCGAAUUUCUUAAUGUUAACGUAUAUGAUUAAAUUUAAUAAAUUAUUGUGUAUCGACUAUACCUGUGUAACGGUUUAGAUUAAUUUGGAUUCUCUUUUAUAUAUAGCUGACGACGUCGAUGUCCGUCCUGACUGUCGCCGCGCUGUCAGUGAAUGUGUCCAAAUUGUUGUAGGUUUAGUAACUUUUUGAAUCCAGUAUUUAUUGCGGGGGGACGCCAUUGUUGGCGUUUGACAGGCGACAGCGUCAGUUGGCGCGGAUAUCGGUUGACGUAUUACACAUUUAUUUUUGUAAGGGCGGGCCAGUGUGAUAUCUAUAGUAUGAAAUGGAUAAAUAAAUAUGUAUGAUCUGUAAAAAUGCUUAAA